Molecule: messenger RNA, 2004 nt
Organism: Brassica oleracea var. oleracea
Lineage: Eukaryota; Viridiplantae; Streptophyta; Magnoliopsida; Brassicales; Brassicaceae
Exons: 3
Coding region: 1-2004 (667 amino acids)
Molecular function (GO): nucleic acid binding; RNA-DNA hybrid ribonuclease activity
Source: RefSeq, a predicted model, not a curated record
AUGGCCGUUAAGCUUGAUAUUGCUAAGGCUUUUGACAAAGUGGAAUGGAGAUUUGUGGAUGCAGUGAUGGAGAAAAUGGGAUUUUGCGAGAGAUGGAGAAGAUGGAUCAUGACAUAUAUCACUACGGUUACCUAUUCUGUUUUGAUCAAUGGUGAACAAACUAGAACCAUCAAACCCAGGUGGGGACUUAGAAAAGGUGAUCCUAUCUCACCCUAUUUAUAUAUUAUCUGCACUGAAGGUUUCUCAAAAUUGAUCAAACAGAACAUUCAGAAACAGAUGAUCCAUGGUUUUAAGGCUUCUAGAAGUGGUCCUCCUGUUUCUCACCUAUUAUUUGCAGAUGAUUCUCUAGUAUUCUGCAUAGCUACAGAAGAGGAAGCAAGAAACAUGGCUCAGAUUCUUAGCACGUACCAGAGAGCAUCAGGACAGGAGAUAAAUUAUGCUAAGUCAGCCAUCUCCUUUGCGAAAGGUACUCCUAAACAAACUCAAGAUGGUACUCCUAAACAAACUCAAGAUACGAUCAUUACGCUCCUUGGUAUAGUUAAGAUUGGUGGGUUCGGAAAGUAUUUAGGACUACCUGAAACCAUAGGUAGAAAUCGUCACGACACUUUCCAAUAUAUUAUCCAUAGGAUAAAGAGCAAGCUGGACAGUUGGUAUUCAAAAUUCUUAUCUCCUGCGGGUAAGGAAGUUCUGUUGAAAGCAGUAAUAACAGCCUUACCCACCUACAAAAUGUCUUGCUUCUUGCUUCCAAAAACUAUAAUUAAGGAAAUUACAAAAGCUAUGCGAAAUUUCUGGUGGUCUGCAAAUUUAGAGAAGAGAUCAAUCCCUUGGAUAGCCUGGGGCAAGAUCACAGCCUCUAAAAAGAAGGGGGGAUUAGGAAUCAGAGAUAUGCUCGCUUUCAAUAAGGCCCUCCUUGCUAAACAAGCUUGGAGACUUAUGAAUCACCCUACAUCCCUCCUCUCGAGAAUCUACAGAGCAAAAUAUUUUAGAAAAUCAACUUUUCUUGAAGCUAAGGCUUUCCCAUCUUCUAGCUAUGCAUGGAGAAGUAUAGUUCAGACUCAACCUCUGAUUAACAAAGGAGCUAAAUGGGUAAUAGGAAAUGGGCUUAGUGUUAGAGUUUGGAAAGAUAAUUGGCUUCAAGGAGACUGUGCCUUUCCCCCUAUAGGCCCCAGAGCUGAGAUAUAUCCAAUGAUGACAGUGAAAGAUCUCUUUCUUUCAGGUACCAGGAUGUGGGACAUCGCCAAGAUCAGAAGAUUGGUCAGAGCAGAAGAUGUACCUAGAAUCCUGCAAAUAAGGCCUAGUGAGACAGGACAGCAAGAUAUUCUUUGUUGGAGAUUAGGGACAUCUGCUUCAAAGGACAGGUCAUACUGCUUCCCCUUCUUUCUUGGAUGGCGAAUUUGGAAGGCACGCAACAAACUGGUUUUUGAGAAUAAGAGGGAUCAUAUCACUCAAAUCGUCAAUGCAGCGGUUAUGGACUCAAAGAUAUGGAAGGAAGCACUGACUCAGAAUAAGGAGACUGAGCAAACAGUGUCCAAUCCUCUAGUUUCAUCAGUGCAGGAAAUCCUUCCACAACACACAGAGUUAUACUGUAUUGUCGAUGCUUCAUGGAAGGCGCCAAUGGAUAACAUUGGUAUAGGGUGGUCCUUAUAUUGCAGAGAAGGCACUCUAAUACUCCAAGGAAGCUCUGCAAUGAACCCUACCAGCACUCCAUUGGUAGCAGAGGCAAUGGCAAUGUGGACAGCAGUUCAACAACUCUACAGAUUAUACUACGCUAACAUGUUCAUACUAAGCGAUUGUCUGAGGUUGAUCAGCACUCUUCACUGUGUGACAAAAGGCAGACCGGUUCAAGAUAUAUGUCAUCCGGAGGUGUUUGGAGUGGCUGAGGACAUAGAAGCAGUUGCUACAAAAUGUAAUUUUAGCUUCAGACAUGCGCCUAGGAACUUAUUAGAUGUUGUUGACAAAUUAGUCAAGGAUGCUAGAAUUGGUAACAAACCUUAUCACAUAUAA